GGCGGCGGUGGCGGCGGCGCCCCCCGUGUCCCCCCUCGCCGGGGCCAUGGUGAACACCAGGAAGAGCUCUCUGCGCCCCCUGGGCAAAGCGGCGGCCGCGGCGGCCGGGGCCGGCAGCCAUUUCAUCUCGUCCCGCACCCGCUCUUCUAAGAGGGGCACCAAGGCAGAUGCGGCCGGGCUGGAGGAGGCGGCGGCAGCGCGGAAAGAUGAAGGUAGUGAUGCUAGUUUGAGUGAUAGCCACAUAUCUCCUCCUGCCAAACGUACCUCAAAACAUGCUGAUCCUGUGGGCAAAGACAAAUCAAAAUCACGCAGUACUGGGCAGCGAGAGGAAUGGAGCAUCUCAACUGGACAGUCCAGGUUAACUCCUCAGCCUGGUGCUACACUACCAAAUGGACGUAGCUUAUCUCUCAAAAGCCACUCCCUUCGAGGGGAAAAAAAGGGAGAUGGGGACCAUGCUUGCAUAAACGGAGAUAUAGAAGUCAGAAAAAGUUGUCGGUCCAGGAAAAACAGAUUUGAAACUUUGAAUCAGAGUUUAUUGUUUGAUCAGCUAGUAAACAGUACUGCUGAAGCUGUCCUGCAGGAAAUGGAUAAUAUUAACAUCAGGAGGAACAGGCGGUCUGGGGAAGUAGAGCGACUACGGAUGUGGACAGAUACAGAAUUUGAAAACAUGGAUAUGUAUUCUCGAGUGAAAAGAAGAAGGAAAUCACUGAGGAGAAAUAGCUAUGGCAUUCAGAACCACCAUGAAGUGUCCACAGAAGGGGAAGAAGAAGAGUCUCAGGAAGAAGAUGGAGAUAUAGAAGUAGAAGAAGCUGAGGGGGAAGAAAAUGAUCGGCCAUAUAAUCUCAGACAGAGAAAAACUGUUGAGAGAUACCAGGCUCCUCCAAUAGUGCCAGCUCAUCAAAAAAAGAGAGAAAAUACACUGUUUGACAUUCACAGAUCUCCUGCAAGAAGAAGCCAUAUCAGGAGAAAGAAGCAUGCCAUUCACAGCAGCGAUACAACCUCUUCAGAUGAAGAACGUUUUGAAAGAAGAAAAUCUAAAAGCAUAGCCAGAGCAAGAAAUAGGUGCCUGCCUUUAAACUUCAGAGCAGAAGAUUUAGCUAGUGGAAUCCUUCGAGAGCGUGUGAAAGUUGGGGCGAGUUUGGCUGAUGUUGACCCUAUGAUUGUUGAUAAAUCGGUGUGUUUUGAUAGUAUAGGGGGAUUGAGCCAUCAUAUCCUUGCACUUAAGGAAAUGGUAGUGUUUCCUCUUCUCUAUCCAGAAAUAUUUGAAAAAUUCAAAAUCCAGCCACCAAGGGGCUGUUUAUUCUAUGGUCCUCCUGGAACAGGUAAAACCUUGGUAGCUAGAGCUCUAGCUAAUGAAUGCAGUCAAGGAGACAAAAAGGUGGCUUUCUUUAUGAGGAAAGGAGCAGACUGUCUCAGUAAGUGGGUUGGUGAAUCUGAACGUCAGCUUCGACUCCUUUUUGAUCAGGCAUACUUGAUGAGACCCUCUAUAAUCUUUUUUGAUGAAAUAGAUGGUUUGGCUCCAGUUCGUUCUAGCAGACAAGAUCAGAUUCACAGCUCUAUAGUGUCUACUCUUCUUGCCCUCAUGGAUGGACUGGAUAAUAGAGGUGAAAUAGUUGUAAUUGGUGCUACAAACAGACUGGAUUCUAUAGAUCCUGCACUCAGGAGACCUGGUCGCUUUGACAGGGAAUUUCUUUUCAACUUGCCUGACAAGAAGGCACGAAAGCACAUUUUGCAAAUUCAUACCAGGGAUUGGAACCCCAAAUUGUCAGAUCCUUUCUUAGGAGAACUGGCUGAAAAAUGUGUUGGGUACUGUGGAGCUGACAUAAAAGCACUUUGCACUGAGGCUGCCUUGAUUGCCCUGAGACGCCGCUACCCCCAGAUCUACAUGAGCAGUCAGAAGCUGCAGCUGGAUGUUUCCUCGGUAGUUCUGAGCGCGCAGGAUUUCUACCAUGCAAUGCAGAACAUCGUGCCUGCCUCCCAGCGUGCCGUGACCUCUUCGGGACACGCGCUGUCCCCCGUCAUCCGGCCGCUCCUGGAGCGCACCUUCACUAAGCUCCUCGAGGUCUUACACAAAGUGUUCCCUCAUGCUGAGUUCAGCCAGGGUGACAAAAGUGAAGAUGUACCAAGUCUAAUAUUAGAUGAUAGUGAAGAUGAGAAUGCUUCAUCAAUUUUUGAGACGAGCUGUCACUCAGGAUCACCAAAGAAACAGUCAUCAGCUGCUAUACAUAAACCCUACCUUCAUUUUAAAAUGUCAGCUUAUCACCAGCCAACCUCUUACAGACCGAGAUUACUGCUCUCUGGGGAAAGAGGUUCAGGUCAGACUUCGCACCUUGCUCCAGCACUAUUGCACACCCUGGAAAAAUUCUCCGUACACAGGCUUGACCUGCCAGCUCUUUAUUCAGUCAGUGCCAAAACGCCUGAAGAGUCAUGUGCACAGAUCUUUCGUGAAGCUCGAAGAACAGUACCAAGUAUAGUUUACAUGCCUCAUAUUGGUGAUUGGUGGGAAGCUGUCAGUGAAACUGUGAGAGCUACUUUCCUAACUUUGCUGCAAGAUAUACCAUCUUUCUCACCUAUAUUUCUACUGUCUACCUCUGAGUCCAUGUUUAGUGAUUUGCCUGAAGAGCUGAAAUGUAUUUUCAGAAUCCAGUAUGAAGAGGUUUUUUAUAUUCAAAGACCAAGUGAAGAAGACAGAUUGCGAUUUUUCAAAGGCUUAAUUCUUGAUGAGGCAGCAAUGCCCCCACCAAGAAGGAAACAGGCUGCUCUUCGUGCCCUGGAAGUUCUUCCUCUUGCACUGCCGUGUCCUGCCCGGGAGCUGUCGGAGGCGGAGAAGCAGCGGAUGGAGGACCAGGAGGAGAACACCCUGCGGGAGCUGCGCCUGUUUCUCAGGGAUGUCACCAAGAGGCUGGCCACAGACAAACGCUUUAACAUCUUCAGCAAACCGGUGGAUAUUGAAGAGGUUUCAGAUUACCUUGAGGUUAUCAAAGAACCAAUGGACCUAUCAACAGUAAUAACCAAAAUUGAUAAACACAACUACUUAACAGCCAAGGAUUUUCUAACAGACAUUGACCUGAUCUGCAGCAAUGCAUUGGAGUACAAUCCAGACAAAGAUCCUGGAGAUAAAAUAAUUAGACAUAGAGCAUGCACUUUGAAGGACACUGCUCAUGCUAUCAUUGCUGCUGAAUUGGAUCCAGAAUUUAAUAAGAUGUGUGAAGAAAUCAAGGAAGCAAGAAGAAAAAGAGGCUUAUCUGUGCCAGCAGAACAGGUAAACCCUCAUGGUUCCACUGUACGGAAAACAGAAGCCAGAGUUGAAGAGGCAUUUCGGAGCAAACAAAAGCCCACCAUGGCCGUGUGGCCCAACUCCACAAACAAAUGUGCUUUUCGAAUAAGGAGGAAAUCGAGACGGCGCUCACAGUGGGGCAAAGGCAUUAUUAAGAAGAGGAAAGUCAAUAAUUUAAAGAAAGAUGAAGAUGAUGCAAAGUUUGCUGAUGAUGAAAAUCAUGGUGAGGACAGUAAAUUGCUGGAAAAUGGAGAGCUAGAGAUCAGCACUGACUGCAUUGAGGAGAAUGGAGAGGAAACAGGAGACCUCUCUAUGACAAAUGAUGAAUCCUCUUGUGAUAUUAUGGAUAUAGAUGCAGAGCAGAGGCUUAACAAUGGGACAUCAGGAAAGGAAAACAAUUUUGCAUCCACAGAAGAAGAGAGCUCAAAUGAAUCCCUAUUAAUAACUGACAGUGUUACCCUAGGUGCUGUAAAGGAAUUAAGGAAGGACUCUACGUUGAAAGGGGACUGUGUGAAUGGAGAGACAUCUGUACACAGCUCCGCAGGUGUACCUGUUCCAGCCUGUCAUAAUGGUAAAGUAGAAUCACUUGAUGCUGUUUCACCCUGUGACAACAGUGAUUGGUCUAGUAACAAGCAAAAAUCUUUAUCUGAAGAUCAGCCAAAGGAGAAAAUGGAAGCUUCCAGUGAAAGUCAAGGAACUGAUCUGGUGAAAGCAGAGUUACCACAUUGCAGCAAUAAUGAGAAAACACUACAGAGCACAGACGCUGAAACUAAAGAUGCUGAAGCAGAUAAAGAAGGUUUGUUCAAAAGUAAGAAAACGCGAAAAACUGCUGUGGAGCAAGCAAAACCCACAAGUUUGGAGCAGGUUCCAGAGGAACCUUCAGAUCCCUUACCCUCUGUGGUUGUUGACCAUGACAGACUAAAGAAACUGCUUGAUGUGGUAGUUAAGAAAAGUGACAACCUGACUGUUGACCAACUUGAGAGAUUGUAUUCACUCCUCAGUCAAUGCAUCUACAGACAUCGUAGAGACUAUGACAAAUCACAGCUUAUAGAGGUGAUGUUGUACAGCUGCUUUUAUUCUUUUUCUGAAUAUUGUGAGAUAGGCUUUUCAGAAACUGUUAAUCUGUCAAUUUAUUGUUCUACUAGCAGGCAAAACCUUUAAUAGACUUUGAAGAAGGUAUCUGUAAAAAGAAAAAAGCUUAGUGUAGUAACUUAGAAACUGGUGGUUUCUAAGAAUGCUUUCUGCAGAACAGGAUUAAGAAUUUAACCUAAAAGAAGGGAGGAAAAAGAGGAGAGAAUACAGCAACAUCAAAGGCACAUGCUAGCAGAGUAAAAUGGAGUAGCAGCAGUUUCCAUGUGUGGCAAGACUUAACAGUGGAUGUGAAGUGGUGGUUUCACAGGCACCCUGACCCAGUGUUGCUGCAGUUGUAUUUUUUUAAACCCCCCUCUGCUCCAUGCAGUUUGCAGAUUCUGACUUUCAUACAAGGCCUUAGAAGUGUGAACACUCUCUCUUGGUCAGUAAGUACAAUCUUGGGAAGGUCAGUGCAGCAUGGUGGAAGCCAGGUGUCUGCCUUGCCAUCAUCCUUUGUCACUGAAGUGUUUGCCCUCCAAGGCCUCCUGUACAUCAGCAACAGAUUGUCAUUUCACCAUUGGCACAGGCUGAUGCCAGCUCUGGGUGUGCAUUUCCUCCAUCACCACUGUUCUAACUGCAGAGGGGUUUGGAUCAGCUUGCUGAUUCAACUGAUAACCAGCCCUGCUGAGAAAAGGACAACAAUUGCUACUUUCCAGUUGGAUCACUGAGCACUAAAUAUUUCUCUCCAUGAAUAAUUUACAGCAAAACCUGGAAAAGCCAUAGUGGGAGGUUUUGUAGAGCUCCUGCAGAAUACUUUUCAGACAGUUUUCAUGCUAUUCCCUGCCAUCUUCACCUAAAAAUGUGUUGAAAGUCUGUGCAAGAUGUUAGGUAGAUUAAAAAGGCAUUUGUCCAGCAGGAGUGUGUAGAGACCAAUCUUUACUUUGAUUUUCCAAACUGUGCAGACAUGUGAUUACAGCUGGGUCACCAACAGCAUAAGUAUGCAGUAAGACUUGAACUCAUGCAGUGUGGCACUGCAGUGCUUUCCUAAUAUAUAUUGAGCACAUUAAUUAUAUAAAUGACCCUAAUAAGCCUUGAUUUUCUCAUGGACUGUCAUAGUAGAGUGCUUUUCUGCAUUAAUACUUCUUUAAUGAGUUCCCUCUUUUAUCGUAUUUUGCUAGCAGAUAGCAGCUAAUAAACAGAAACAUCUGUUUCCAUACAUUUAUUUGUUCAGAUUAAAAACAGUAUCACAGUAAGUACCACUACAUAAAGUAACUCUAUUUCUGUCUCUCUGUAUUUAUGAAUAGUUAAUGGUCUGUGUCUCUUACAGGAGAUGGAAAGAACAGUUCAUGUGUUUGAAACAUUCCUGUGAACUCGUCAAGAUGGGUGGGUUUUUCCUCUCAAACUGCUCAUGGGAGAGCAGUCCUCUGAGCCAUUCAGUUUCCAUUUGCACCAAGUAUGUGCAGAGCCUUGGUCUUAAGUGCUCUCUCUUUCUGUUUCUGUUGAAUUUGGUGCUAUUGUCUCAGGUACCUGAAACCAACCAGCCUACAAGAACCAAACGGAACUUCAUAUAGUUGUAUCUGAUAUAAAUAAAGAAUACAAUGCCACAGCUUGGAGAUUUUUGGUGCUACAGAAACUGUUCUCAUUCCUGCUCUUGUUCACUCUACAUGCAUUAUCUUUGGGGAAACUUCAGGCAAAGUGAAGACCAACAUAUACAAGAGGACUGGAAAGAGCAGAUCUAAGUUGAAUAUUUUUAAACAGGCAACCUUUUUUAUUUUUUUUCCUCCAAUUUUUCUCUUCUCUGGGGUUAUGGACAAAAAAAAUCUGUCCUAAAGAAGGCAGUGAUGCAUUGUGGUAGGAAUCUUGAGUAACUGGAUGUACAGUAAUUUGAAGAUGAGGCUCUCUAGAACUGCCUUUAAUGUGCCUUUUAGUCAAUUGAGAAAGAUAAGGCUAAGCAAUUUGUUUGGAUUAUAGCAAAUGGCAAUGUUAGAAAGCUGUCUGCAGAAUGAAGAUCUCCAAAAGGAUGAAUUGUAUUCUCUUCAUUGGAUGGCAACCAGUAUUAUGGUUCUAUAAUGCCUGUCUUACUCUACAGAACUAAACUAAGACACACUGAAAAAGCCACAUACUUUACCAAAAUGGUGAAAUUCCUUUUUCAUUGGUCUAUAUUUUGUUUUAGAAACAAGUUACACAGUGAAACUCUUCUGUGUUGCUAAAAAUGAAGCAUUUUCCCACCAUGUCCUUGUUUUCCAGUGUGAGCUCUCUAAGGGGAAAGCAAGGUAAAUAUUGGCAGGUUUUGUUGGGAAGAUCUGUGUUUGUAAUAUAGCUUGGACUGUGCAGUGCAGGCAAGAACACACUAUAGUUGGUCAAAGUCCUGGAGCCCAACCUCAUUUGAAAAUAAAACUUCUCUUAGGUUUCACAAGUUGUUCUGUGCAAAGCAUUGUUACUGUGGGGAGGAUUGGAAGAGAGCCUUUUGAAUCCAUCUUUUCUAAGAGUUCUUUGGGUUGGAAUUGUGUAGUUCAACACCUUUCCUUUCUGGCAACUGGAGAGAACAGUCUAGGCAGUUUUUCUGUUUUAUUAGAAGCUCGGUGUUAGAACAUUACCUGGGCUGGUUUAUUCACACCCAUGUGCAAAGUGUUCUAGAGCAGUUGGCUGCUGUUCCCAUCGUGAACCAUUCAUUGUGACUGUCCCUACGUAGCUGCAGAAGUGUCUGUCCAGAAAUAUGCAACGCAGUGUGAUUAGUUUUUAACCAGAGAAAACAGACUACUGCAGAGAUACUGAGCUACCUCAGCUUUUUGUAUUUUAGUUACCAACAGUGUUUAUGGAGGACUGUAAUCACGCUGCUCCCGUGUACAAACCCAGGCUUAGGGACUUGUCUCCACCUCUAUGGCUCAUGCCAGGGUAAUGCUGCAGAGAGAGAAAACGUGGGCCUUGGGCUACUGCAGUAAUCCAGUGUGCUUUGUCCAUUAUGGUUAAACAUCAGUCUAUCUUAGAGCUUUUUCUCCCCCAGAUGCCACUGUUUUUCUUUGUAGGUAAUGGCAGAAAAAGGUUUUAAGCAUUCAUGUACAUCUAGUUACACCUAAAUGCAACCCAUGCAGAAACACUGUAUUUUUUAGGUGGGAAAGUGCGAUUAAAAACAACAAAAACAAGCAGAAAACACAUUUUAAAUGAGAUUCUUUGAUCUCAGAUUUGAUUAUGGGAUUUUUUUCCAUGUUUCAUUUAGUAUUUAUUAGCAUCAUACCUGUUUGAGAUAUUUAUGUGUCUGGUACAUUAACAGCAUUUUGUAUUUUGAUGGAAAUUGUUACAAACUUUAAGAUUUGAUUAAAUGAUAUGUAGCAGAUUUUUUGUAGCAAGUUUCUGAUAAAAGGGUUUUUUGCAAGUCUCAGGUUCUUGCUGCAGAAUUUUUUAAAAAUAUUUAUUCCAGUUUCACUUACUCAAAGAAGUUUUUGUUCAAGUAACAGCAGCACUUGUGGAAGAUAAAACUGCAUUCAUUUUUAAGAAGAUAAUAAAUUUAUAUAAAAGAAAACAGUUGGGAAUUUUAGUCACCAGUGAGUGUAAAAAGCAAGUUUAAGCUAAUGCCUAGCAUUAAAAAAGGUUCUAAAAGGUCAGGUUUCUAAAGGAAAAUUUUUACUGUCAGUUGUUGAUUGGGAAAAAUCAUUAAGAGGCAACUUUACUAAUUGAGGAGCUGCCAUGUUGUUUUAGAGAAACGUAGCUAAUAUCAGAUGUUCUAGUGGACAGCUUACCUAAAAUGAUAUACUCGCCUUCUUAGCCCAAAUAACCACACUUCAGUUUUUGUUUUCCUUUACAGAUGUCUGGUGGUUAUAGAGUUAAAACAGCUGUUAAUCUAUCCAUGUGGUCUAAACUUGUUUACUCUUUGUAUGUUUUUAUUUUUUUUGCCACAUAGCACUGGCAAGAGUUUGUACAAAUUGACCUCUCUUCCUUGUUUCUUGUUGUGAAAAUUGCAAAUAAACUCCUGUGUGAGUCCUUGUGCUGGACUCUAUGGAAUGUGGCCAGCCAGGAGGAGGAGGUUUUUUGGGGGCCUGGGGUGGGGGGGGCUGUUUUGGAGUGAUAGUUGCUCUUGGGUGAUGGCUCUGGAGUUAAUUGUAUUUGCAAGCUUGAAUCUCACCUGUGAUUAUUUUGUUUUGUUUUGUUUUGUGUCUUCUGUAUUGUUACUUGAUUUCCUCAUAUGCCAAUGUAUUUAUAGGAAUACUGGGUUUUGUAAUAUCUUGUCUUCCUUUUUUUUUUUUUUAAUUAAGUUGGUGAGUCAGCGCUGGUUUUACCUUCAGUCUCCUGAAUGGCAGGUCCCUGCAGCUGAUAGUGUUUUAUUUUGUUUUUGUUUUAUUUUGUAAUCACAACAUAAGCUUGAAUUUGGGCUUGUACUUGCAUCUUUUGUAUCUUGUACAUUGGGUUAUUUAGACAUUGGGGCGUCCUGUUUGGUUUCAUUAACGUGUGUCUACUUUGUGGAUUAAGUAGACUUCCUUCAUCAGCUAUGGUAUAUUUUGGAUUCUAUAGUUUUAUUCAGAAUUGUGUUUAAAUUGAUGUUUUGCAUUUUGACUUCAUUUUACGUUAGUUUGAAGUAAGUUAUUUAAUUUUUUUUGAACUUCUGGAAAUUUUGAACAUUUUACUGUAAUUUGUAAUAUAACUGCUGUGAAAUACUUGAAUAAAGAUGACAAGAAAACACAGCUUUAGCUCCUUCAAAAAUGUAUUUAAAAGAAAUGCUGCCUCCUGGCUGAAAACAGUCUUUUCCUUACUAGUCCUUCUUGGUUUUGCAGCUCAGAUGUGACACUUUGGGAUCUUGCUAUUUAGUUAUU
Messenger RNA from Catharus ustulatus (Swainson's thrush), 9153 nucleotides. RefSeq names its product ATPase family AAA domain containing 2B (gene ATAD2B). Gene Ontology annotation, molecular function: ATP binding; chromatin binding; ATP hydrolysis activity. Gene Ontology annotation, biological process: positive regulation of transcription by RNA polymerase II. The record is from RefSeq and is a predicted model, not a curated record. Gene Ontology annotation, cellular component: nucleus. NCBI's taxonomy places the organism in Eukaryota, Metazoa, Chordata, Aves, Passeriformes, Turdidae. The transcript has 27 exons. The coding region runs from base 47 to 4438 and encodes 1463 amino acids.